AUGGGGGAUCGCGAAAAUGGCUGGACAACAGUUGGCCAUCGGAUUCUCGGCCACGGCCAUCAGCUUGGCUCCGGCCGCGAGUGGGUGAUGCAACAAGAAAUGGUCGACCUUGAAGCUAUUGCUGCGUGGGACAAUGAUACGCAAUGGCCCAGCAUCAACAAGCCACUUUUUGACGGCCCCGAAGCCAAAAAGUUCGACAACAAACUGGUCAAGCUUCACGACCUUGACCAAGGCGCGUUCGGCAGGGUCGACAAAGUCAUGCACGGCUCAGUUUGCUUAGCAAGGAAGCGCAUACCAAGGCGUCGAGGAUUUUCCAUUGACGACUUGCGUAAUGAAGGAUUGAUGAUGCGCAAGUUGGAUCACCGCCAUGUGGUCAGGCUGGUUGCGACGUAUGCUCCGAGGUCCCACGAAUUGUGCCUUCUAAUAUGGCCAGCCGCUGUUUGCAACUUGGGCAGGUUGUUGGACGAUAUCGAGGCCCUGCGCCUGAGUGAGGGAGACCGCGAAGACAUUGUUGAACGCUUGACGGCCUUGGAUCUCAAGGACCUGGGUGCAGUUGACCCAAUGGCAAAAGAUCAACAUGCCGCCUCGACGUCCGACUCAUGCCCGUUUGACUUCUUGCGCACAAUUAUUGGCUGUGUGGCCCGCGCCAUGGCGCACUGCCAUGCGAACAACGUCCGGCACCUUGAUAUCAAGCCGUCCAAUAUUCUGCUGCGUCCGGGUCGAGUUUACUUGGCAGACUUUGGCAUCUCUCGAGACGUCACUGGCCAGGAGCAAACCACAACAGAUGGCAUGCCCGGCACUGAACGAUGGCGAGCGCCGGAGCUGUAUGAGGAGCAUGGCUCCAGCAUGCAGCUGUCAGAUAUGUACUCACUUGGCCUGGUGUACCUCAACAUUGCCACCGUUUUGUACAAUGCCAGAUUGUCAGAUUUUGACGACGCCCUAAGCUACUCGGGGAGAUUGUCGCGCCAAGAACUUUUGCGGAUCAGGGAGGAUAAAGUCAAGAGGCACCUGGAUCGACUUUCGGGCCAUGCACUGGUGACGCCGCCGUUCAUGUUCACCUAUGAAGGGCAAGAGACGGUGCGGCCACGACCACUGACGCAGCUUAUAUCCCGUAUGGUGGCUACCAACCCCAGACACAGAUUGACAGCUGCCAAGGUCGAUGAGAAGUUGUCGAUGCUCGGUGGAAUCAACCAAAUUUACCACGCCGGCUGCUGUAAGAGGCCCACUUCCUGGAUCGAGGACAAAUGGGACAGGAAGUUUGCGAGCCUCAUGGCCCUACAAAAGGAAAAUGAAGUACAGCGCAAGAGGAUUAUGGAACUGGAGGGUAAGGAUCAGACAUAUGAAACAAGGCUGGAAAAACAACGACAGAAGCACGAGCAGGAUAUUUCAAGACUGCAAGCACUGCUCAGGAACGCAGAGGACAAAUGCCAGAGGCUAGAAUCCGAGCAGACCGACCGGCGCAGGAUAUCCCACAGUUCGCGAGGAUCUCAUGGACAUGAUGCUCCACGCUCAGCUUUAUCGGGUGGCGGACGCAGGCAGCCAGCCGGACCUGCGACGAUACAAGGCGUCGGACAAUGGUUGAACGGAUCCAUGUUGACCUCGCCGAAAACAACCACAAUCGCCAAACCCACUCCACGGCAAGUCUCGCAGCACUCCCAGUCCAUGUCGGGUGUUCAGCGACAAGGCCCCACACAAAAGAUGCGAGCUCUUGAAAGCAGUCCCGUCCUACCUCGAUCGUCGAAUUCCAUGUCCUCGACCAGCCAGCGCUCGCCUAGUAUCAGCGGUAACCUGGCAGGCUACGCUCUUCGCUCGCGGGGAUCGGGGUCUUCCAAACUCCCGUUGCCGGUCACACCGACCAGGAGCAACACGCCGGGAUACAGCCGCGACCAGAGCAUGACGGAUAGUAGUAUGGCUUCGUCUGUAUUUUCUCGAAAGAGCCUCGAGACACUGCCUACGCCGCCCUUGCUACAACAUAAAUCUACAUCCGGGGAGAAGACACAGCCUCAAUGGGGCCGACUGGACAGCCUUGGCUCAACCACUGAUCAGCCACCCCUGGCUGGCGACACGGUCCCAAGAACCUCUGCACCAAACAGCCCAGUGUUGUCCAUGGCCUCCAUGGCCCCAUCAGCCAUGUCGUCCCCCCGGACGCUCAGAUCGGAUGUUCAUACAGAUGGCAGCGACGCGAAUGCUACUUCCAGGCCUGCCCCUCCCUCAUUGCAGCCGAUGAAGAGUUGGGCCGACGUGGCCAAGUUGGAGAAGAAGCGGCAGGCCGUACAGGCGUGA
Metarhizium album ARSEF 1941 is the source of this 2283-nucleotide messenger RNA. Its product is annotated as Protein kinase-like domain protein. The coding region runs from base 1 to 2283 and encodes 760 amino acids. Gene Ontology annotation, molecular function: ATP binding; protein kinase activity. The transcript has 2 exons. The record is from RefSeq and is a predicted model, not a curated record. Gene Ontology annotation, biological process: protein phosphorylation. NCBI's taxonomy places the organism in Eukaryota, Fungi, Ascomycota, Sordariomycetes, Hypocreales, Clavicipitaceae.